AUGCUAGUAGACCUGUCGUGGUCUCCCUGGGAGGUACUAGAACAGAUGUCGUCCGAUACUGGGUUACCAAUAGUCCGCUCUUUACUGGGAUCCCAGCAGUUGCUAACAGCUCUGGAUGAGUAUUUGGAGAGUAGGAAUGCUACUGAUGCCGCUAUUCUGAUGGAGAGUGAAGUUGGGCGCUCCAACGUUAGGGUAUGGGUACACGCCGGCCUCACCAGGGAAUCUGCGCGGGCGCUCAAGACCAUGAGGCCGGAGCCGAGUUUCUACGUCAUCGUCGGCGAGAGCGGCUUCGUCAUGGACACAUACCGCAGAAGAAAACAGUACGUGCUAAAUGCUCUUCUUCAAUACAUCACCGAGGUUUACUCCAAGUUGGAGCAGGAUUUGCCCCUGGUCACUACCAAAGUGGACUGCGACAACCUUCAAAGUGAGAUGAACGGCACCAGGGACAGGCUUCUCAGACAGUUCGCAGAGGAUGUCGAGAUGAGCAAUGACACGACAUUCUAUUGGGAUGGCGAUAGAUCUGGUCUUUUCCUUCGCUCUCGUUUCGUACUAUCAACCUACAAGCCCGAUGACGGUCUUCAGACAGUGGCGACGUGGUCUGCUGACGAAGAGUACAAGCUGUUACCAGGCGCAGUGCCUUGGACUAUACCGAAGUUAGAUCCUGAUAGUGGGGAGCAAAUGGUGAACGAGGACGGCCAACCUUUGUAUGAAGGUUACUGUGUUGAUCUCAUCGAUAAAUUAGCAGAGGUUGGAUAUGUCGAUAUAGCGAAAACUUUGUAACUAUUUUAACGUAAAUUACGCAGUUGGAGGAAAAUUGAAUUUGAGUCGGUUAGUUAAAGUUAUAUGAUGAAGAUGUGCAGAAUAUAGCAUUCUAUUCAGUACAUAUAUUUACUAGGAAUUUCGACCACUGGGUGA
This is a messenger RNA of Diatraea saccharalis (sugarcane borer), 915 nucleotides long. The record is from the annotation of a GenBank genome assembly. Lineage: Eukaryota; Metazoa; Arthropoda; Insecta; Lepidoptera; Crambidae.